AUGGAUAGUGAAUUCGAUAUUGAUGAAUUCACAAAAAACUUGGCAGGAACACAUCCAGAACUCGUAGAAGGCCUUGAAGGAACAAGUCUUAUGGAUGACUUUGAAACCGACGAAUUCGAAAGAAAAAUAGUUAAUGAAUAUCCAGAACUCGCUGAAAAAAUUUGCGAACUUGAUGAAAAGACUGUAAAAGAAGAACAAGAAAAGAAGGUUAGCAAGAAACAACAAGCAAGAGAUCGACGUGAACGAUUAGAAGCAAUGAUGAUAGAGGGAAGAAGUGUUGUCGAGAAGAAAGACGAAACGUAUCAUGACAGAAUUCUCGAGAUUAAGGGACCACUCGAAUUAUUGGCGAAAGCAGUUAAAGGAGAACUACGAAUAGAAGUUAGAACUCGUGCAGUUGACCGGAUUGAUAGAAUAUUCGAAGGGAUUCUGACAACAUUUGAUGAACACAUGAAUGUUAUGAUGACAAAUGUGACAGAAACUGUUCGAUAUGGAAGAAAAGCAAAGAAAGAGGUUGGAGCUCGAAAUCGUGUGCAGGAAUUUCUGCCGGAGUUCUUGCGUUGGAAGGAAGGUGGAAAUUGGCCAAUGCCGAUUGGUGCCAAUAGUCUCGUUGAGCAUCGCUUCCAGAGGUCAUGUUUUGUGAAGGGAGAUUCAAUUGUUUUUGUGCGAACACUAUCUUGA
Caenorhabditis remanei is the source of this 678-nucleotide messenger RNA. RefSeq lists its product as uncharacterized. The coding region runs from base 1 to 678 and encodes 225 amino acids. Gene Ontology annotation, cellular component: U7 snRNP. The transcript is spliced from 3 exons. Gene Ontology annotation, molecular function: U7 snRNA binding. The record is from RefSeq and is a predicted model, not a curated record. Gene Ontology annotation, biological process: mRNA 3'-end processing by stem-loop binding and cleavage. NCBI's taxonomy places the organism in Eukaryota, Metazoa, Nematoda, Chromadorea, Rhabditida, Rhabditidae.